UCCAUGUUUCAUUCACAUCACAACCUCCAUCAUUAACUACGAUUUUGCUCUGUUUCCUUCCCUAUGAAAUGAUUCACGUUGACAUAUUCAACCGACCCACCCACCAACCCACAACCCAAAUUCAUUAUUCAUUAUACACAUAUAAAAACCCAGAGUUUCUUCCCCUUAAUUAUUCCUUAAAUCCCAUUUUCAUCCUAUAAUAUACCAGAAUCAAGAAAAACAAAAAAUUCAGCCCACAUGAUGAAUGUCAUUUUCUUUGACUGGUGCAGAAAAACAUCAUAAAUCCAUUAUGUGGUGUUGUUUGUGGUACAAUCGAAUCAUUUAAAAAGAAUAUGCUUUUUUCCCAUUUGCUAACUGUGUAAUAAUAAUAAUUUUCCCAAAUCUUCUUUCCUUGUUUCUUUUCUUUAUUUUCAUUCGUUGUGCUGCAAAAAAGAUUCAAUCUUUAUCCAUAUAUCCUACUUGUGUAUCUGUAUCUAUCCAUCUAUUAUAUCUAUUUGUAUCUAUAGGUGUAUAUUUAGGAUAAUUAGAAGGAGGCGAUUUUAUUCAAACGUCUAGAGUUUAGAAACCAUUAUCGAACGCAUUGCGUGUAGGAAUCGAAUUGGGUAUUUCGAAAAAUUUGAUCUUUGUUUAGUUUGGUUGGUCCCCAUUGUAUAUAUUAGGAAUUUGCAAUCUUUAGGAUAGUGGACAUAACUGUUUUUUCAAGAUUUUUGUGUUUCUUUAUGAAUAUUAUAUAAAUAAGUCGUAGUAUUUAUACAUGUAUAUUCGAGUGAUGUGAUUUUGGUGAGGUGUGUUAUAUAUAAUUUAGGGGAAAAUGUGGAGGCUAGGUAGUUAUAUAACUCAAGGGGUUUAUACCGUCUCUGGUCCGUUUCAUCCGUUUGGUGGGGCGGUUGAUAUGGUCGUGGUGCAACAAGAAGACGGUAGCUUGAAAUCGUCUCCUUGGUAUGUUAAAUUUGGUAAGUUUCAAGGGGUGUUGAAGGCGAAAGAGCGAGUUGUUGACAUAAAUGUUAAUGGGGUUGAUGCGGAUUUUCAUAUGUAUUUGGAUCCACGAGGAGAGGCGUAUUUUCUUAGGGAGGUUGAUUCGGAGGAAGUAGAGACGGUUGGUUCUUCACCUUCGUCGUCGUGUGGGGAAGUAAAUGGAAAACCACAAGAUAAGAUGCCGGUUAAGUCUAAAAGUAUGAAUUAUGACUUUGAUCAGUGUAAUACAGUUACUGAUGUCACAAAUGGUGCCGUUUUGAAUAGGAGUGGUUCUAAAAGGUCUAGGAUUUUAGGAUUUGUUAUGGGGAGAAGAUCGAUGAAAGAACAUAGUUUGACAAAAGAAGAGAAUGAUACAAAUAGGUCGUUAGAAAGUGCUGAGAUGGCUGCUGAUCUCUUGGAAAUGAGGUGGUCGACCAACCUUUCAUCAAGAAGUAAUAAGAAUGGGAAUGUAGAACCGAGAAAAGAUAAUGGAGCUAUUACGGGUGGAAGAUUGGAAGGGAGUUUGGUGCUGCACGAACAACACUUUGUAAAUAAUUUGGGGAGUUCAGGGGCUGAUAAUGAGGUGCCUGCAUUUGCGGUUGAAGAAACCAUUGUAGCAGAUUUUGUUAAUGGUGCUGAAAAUGAGGUUCCCACAAUGGCGGUUGAAGAAACUGUUGUGGCAGAUGUUGUUUGUAGUGCUAAUAAAGUGGUUGAUGAAAACCGUGGUUCUGAAGAGAGGUCAAAAACUCGGUUGGAUGAUACUGAUGACCCAGAAGUCGGAUUAAUAACAGCUCAAGGAUCUCUAGAAAUUGUACCCGAAAGCUAUGCAGAAAGUGGAUGUAAUCAAGGAGAUGCGUCUUUAGAGGAUGUCUCAUGCAGUUCUGUUGGGGUACCUUUUUGUCAAACUGAAACAACUGAAAUUAGGCUGCCUUUGGAGUCAAAUGGUGAAUUUCAAGAUGUACCUGGUAAUCCUGUUUUGAUCAAACAAGUAUCUGAUCAAACAAGCGCUGUUCAUCAAGGAGAUGCGCCUCUAGAAGUUGUUUCAUGCAGUUCUGUUAUGGUACCUUUUUGUCAAAACGAAAUGAAUGAAGUUAAAGCUCCUUUAGAUUCAAAUGGUGAGUUUCAAGAUGUCUCUGGUAAUUCUGUUUCGAUCAAACAAGUGUCUGAACAGAUUGUGGAAGAACAGUUAAUGUUUGGUGAUCUUGAUGGAUCAAAGCCGAGUAUACACAAGAUAGAUGAAGAAGUCAAUCAGGUAGAGAGUGAGUCAAAGGGCCCAAUUAAAGGUCAUGAUCAACUUACAGUCAGAACCUAUAAAGAUAACCUCAAAGGUGAUUUUGAAGGGGUGAAAGGAAGUAUUAGAAGGUGUUCAAGUAAUGUGGAGAUUCCUACUCCUAGGUGUUGUGAAAUCACAGAAGCAGAAAUUCGUCGGCAGGCAAAGUCCCUGCCCAAUAUGCGGUGCCAAUUUAACGUUUCUGGUCCAGAAAAUCACGAGGAUCCACAAUUUUACUCUCCGGUUGGCAAAUUUAGAUCCUCAAAUUGGGAUUUGCUCAGGGAGGAUGCUUCAAGUUUGAGAAAGGCAACCUUAGAGAAACGAUUAUCACAGAGUGGAGAUAGUCUAUCAAAAGAACUUAAAGACGGUGGCAUUGCAAGUGGUGGCGUUGAUGGCGCUGGCGGAAGCUGGAGCUUGUGGCCGUUUAGAAGAAUGGGAAGUAAAAAUGCUUCUGAGAAAGAACAAAAUGUUAAAAAGGAUCUUGAUGGUGAUACUGUAACAGAAACAGAUGUUGAAAAAGAAGAUAGUUCACCAAAGUUGGAUAAGAUGCACACACGGGCACUUACUCCAACUGCUGAGCAGCUAGCUUCUUUGAAUCUUGCAGAAGGGAAAAACACAGUCACAUUCACGUUUUCAACAUCUGUGUUAGGGGCUCAAAAGGUGGAUGCUAGAAUAUAUUUGUGGAGGUGGGAUACUCGCAUUGUGAUCUCAGAUGUUGAUGGAACAAUCACCAAAUCUGAUGUUCUCGGACAAUUCAUGCCUUUAGUUGGAAGAGAUUGGUCACAUAUUGGUGUAACACACCUCUUUUCAGGAAUUAAGGAAAAUGGAUAUCAAAUGCUUUAUCUAAGUGCCCGGGCAAUUUCUCAAGCUUCUAUCACUAGACAGUUUCUGUUCAACCUUAAACAGGAUGGGAAGGCUUUGCCUGAUGGGCCUGUUGUUAUUUCUCCUGAUGGACUUUUUCCUUCUCUUUUCCGUGAAGUCAUAAGAAGAGCUCCACAUGAAUUCAAAAUUGCUUGUUUGGAGGAUAUCAAGUCAUGUUUUCCAUCUGAUAGGAAUCCGUUCUAUGCUGGUUUUGGAAACAGAGAUACAGAUGAAUUUAGUUACCUCAAGGUUGGGAUAUCCAAAGGAAAAAUCUUCAUCAUUAAUCCUAAGGGAGAGGUUGUAAUUAACCGAUGUAUCGACUCCAAAUCAUAUGCUUCACUUCACGCACUCGUUAAUGGAAUUUUUCCACCCAUAUCUGUGCAUGAAGAGCAGGAGGAUUAUAAUUCGUGGAACUUCUGGAAACUUCCACCUCCAACCAUGGACUGACUGAAGAUAAAUAUGAAAUUUCGCUUGCCUUGGUAGAACCGUACAACGUAGAAUCAUUCAUGUAGAAAAGAACCAAACAUCAGAAUCACAUCUAUUCAUUUAAAUUCAAAACACAAAAUCGCGUAUAUGUUUCAGAACUCAUUAUUUACCAACAAAAAAAAUAAAGAGAUGGUUUACAA
This is a messenger RNA of Erigeron canadensis, 3711 nucleotides long. Its product is annotated as phosphatidate phosphatase PAH2-like. The record is from RefSeq and is a predicted model, not a curated record. Lineage: Eukaryota; Viridiplantae; Streptophyta; Magnoliopsida; Asterales; Asteraceae. The coding region runs from base 812 to 3532 and encodes 906 amino acids. The transcript has 10 exons. Gene Ontology annotation, molecular function: phosphatidate phosphatase activity.